GAAAAUGUUCAAUUGGUAAUAAAAAUAGUGCAGUAUAAAAGUCUCUGAGGAUAUAAAAAAAUGAAAUAAAUGGUCUUUUCUUUAUUUUUUCACUCAGUAGUAAUUCAUAAAUUCCCAGAAAUUGCUUCUUAAUUACCCACCAGCUAUUGAACCAAAAUUCCAAUAUUGAAGUAUUUUUCGUUACCUAUAAAACCUAUACAAGUAAAACUAAAUGAUGAUUGCCUAAAACGUUAAAGAAGCCACUCGCAUUCCAUGCCUUAAGACAAAUAAUUAAAAUUUUCCCACCGAACACCGAAGUAGUAUGAGUACCUACCGGUGCAUUUGCCUCUGACCGCUUCUUCGGCAUUGUUGCACGUUUUUCUGGCAGGCACCAAAAAUUUAGAAAAUAAUUUUAUUUUCUAAAUUAAAGUAAAAUUAGUUUUGAUCCAGGAAAUAAUAUCCUGAAGGUACCACUAUAAGGUUUCCACUAUAAAGUUUGCAAAUUCUUCUCUAAAACUUUCUGUAAUAAAAGGUUAAUAUCUAUAAUAUAGCUAUAGACUCUUUAGAAUAAAUCUUGUAAGUAAGUUGUACACUCAUUAAAAGAUCUGUAAAUUUCUUGAAUGAGUUUAUUAAAACAAAAAAUAAGAUUUAAAUUAAAGUACCUGUAGUGUAAUUAUACAGUAGGGUAGGGUACCUAUUAAUUGCAAUUUUAGUUUGUUAUUUCCCAACAUAUAAAAAGCCUCUCACAUACCUAAUUGAAAUGUCUUGAAAGAUGAAGAUAUCGUAGAAGACUUGGUAACGUGGCCGAGUACCAUAGAUCCGAUAUGCGUUCAACUAAAAAGCCGCUCGGAUACCCAAUAUACAGGGUAGGGAUAGCAUUCUUCCGUCAAGGUCUUCCUUACUCUACCAUUUCGCAGUAAAUGCCAAUAACCCACGACGGUACCAAACGGUACGCAACCUAACCGAAGGAGCCCUCAAGUACCAAUAUCGCCUGCCGUCGAAGAGCGUCUGGUCACGAAGCGAAAGCCUUUCCGUUCUCGCACCGACGAGUCGAAGAAUAAGAGAACGUUGGUCCAGUUCGAACAUCCCCCGAUAUAAUUCUUUCACGGAUUUUUCUCGACAGUACUGCAUACCGCAUUCGCCAUCGACGGACGACAUCGAGCACAUGUCGCAUCGGACCCGGUAUUUUCGGUUUCCGAGAACCAACUGUAAACACACCAAGUUCCGUGAACUCUCGCAAAAACGCAUCCGACGGUUUUCAUUUCAAAACCGUGUGACAGUUGAUGGUGCUGAAGAGUGAUCGUCGAUCGUACUGGUUUUUUCUUAUCUCGAAGUGUCCACGGUACGCGAUCGAAAAUGAAUUAGUGUUAUUAUCGGCGGAGAAAAUGUGAAAAUCUUCGAACGUGCCGAUUGGAAAUGAUAUGAAUGAUCGGUCAGAACGGGAACUUCUUGGUACGGAUGAAACAACUAGAGAUGUGAUCGAAUAAAACAAGAAAAAAAAUGUCAUCCCCAUCACCGGACCACCAGAAAGCGGAGCUCACGUACCAAUCCAGCGAGACCAGCGACCAUGGGCUCCUGGGCCACGUCCACGCCUGCACGUGCUCGGAGAAGGCCCCUUCGAAUCCCAAAAACGAGUCCGGCCUGUCCCACAUGGUGGCGAACCGGCCGGGGCCCGUGCAGCAAAUCGUAAACACCAGUCACGCUUCGAUCCACGUGCACAACAUGAUACACAGUCAAUCACCAAAGACGGAACGCGCCCUCAAAAACAAGGGCGGUUCGUGCACUUGCCACAUUCAAGAGGACUGCGAGACCGCCGAAGGCUUCGAACAGACCGGACAAGGACGAAAAUCGGACGCCGACGACCGGAUAGAAGUCUCCCCGUUGCCGCCAGCGCUGCCCCCCAGGCCGCCCCCUCGGCCUAGGUUCGAUGGCAGCCUCGGUUCCAGGUAUACCUCUCGAACAUCUCCUCAUGGUGGAAGCGGAAUUAGGAAAUAUGUGUUCUGGUGUUGCGCUUGUGGCGGGUUAUCAACAAUUUUGGGAGCGUUAUUUCUGGCUGUAUACUUUUUACUUCGAUCCUACACAUCCACAUUGGGAUAUUUCGAGACGAUUCCCACCUUCGUUCCUGCCACUAUGUUAAUUUUAACGGGGCUGUGUGUAAUUAGUCUGGCCAGAAGGAAAAACAGAUACAGUUAUUUGAUAAAAGUUUGUGGCCUUUGUUGCUUAGUGUGUGCCUUAACGUGCGUAUUGGUCACGAUUACAACCACAGUCAUUCAUAUGAAUAGAUUGCAAACGCUCAGAGAAUGCGUUUAUACGGCAAAAACCAGAACAUGUACCUGCUAUUCAGUAAUAUUGGAAGCUCACGCGUCCGCAGACGACGGUAUGAGAUACGUGUUUGACUCGACCCCAGAUUGUGAGGUAAUCCACGGAGCCCUCUAUUCGUGCCUGAGAGCGAUGUUCGGCCUAUCGGUUAGCGGAAUAUUAGUGUGCAUUUUUUCCUGCAUGCUCGUCUACCAGUUACUAAGUCACGAGAAGAAGAAAAUGUAUUGGGAACAACUGGAGAUGAGAUGCAGAUCGUUCUACCAGCAGCACUCCGGACCGUCGAGCAAUCAAGGGUCCGUUAGAGGACCGCCGGUACCACCGUCCACAUACUGCAGUUGCUGCGAGGAGUGCAGAUAUCCGCCUGUGCCGGUCGCUCCGCAGGUUUACCCCUGGGAUAAUCAUCUGAAUACCGAGAGAUUUUGGGCUCCGGGUCGUAUAGGAAAUUUUUAUUCUCCCAAUCCCGAAGAUGGAACGACUAACAUGCCCGAUACUCAUACAAGGGUUAGAAGCACCAGCGGGUGGAACUGGAGAAGGUUGCCUUGGAACAGGAGCAACGUAGAACAGACUGAUUCUCACAGAGAAAAUUCCAUGACUUAUCAAGGUGUAGUGAGCAGCGCUGACAGCCAAUACGGCUUCAGCAAUCGAUCAGCCGGCGAAAACGCCGCCCAAGAUCAACUAGCCGGCUCGACCGGAUCCUACAGUAUACUAGACAACCGUCCUCCAGUCGGCGGAGUGUACGUGUGGGGCCCGCCGCCUCCUUACUCGAACCCCAAUUCACCAGCCAGAAGACCGACGCAUUCGCCCGGUCGCUACCACCACGUCCACCACCACUCGCACGGCCACGAGUCCCACUGUCAAAUGAACGACAGCCACCAGUUCCGCGCGUCGCGGCGCGCCCGGCCCGCCUACAACGCCAAAGACAACUACGAGAACACCACGGAGCCCGAGAUCCACCGCGCCAACGAGACCAGCGAGAGCACCGACGCGUCGAGCUGCGUCGAUCGCGUCUCGCACACGCUGCCGGCGAGGAAGAUGAAGAAGCGCGUGGAGAUGGCGUCGGUGAAGUCGAGCGCGCAAUCGGGCGCCCGGGCGAACGUCCAGAGCGUGUUCGCGCAGGAGGAGGGCAAGCAGGAGGCCGAGCACGCUUACCACGAGCCGAACGCGCCGGACGCGAAGGGCGCGGAUAGUCAGAAAUGCCGGUUCCUGCCGAGACUGCAGGGGGUGGAAAACGCUGCUUUCCAGAAGCAAGAAGCCAGUCCACAGAAACCGGAGCCGAGCGAGUCGGAGGUGUACUUCGCUGACGUGAGCAGCUGCUGUAAUAUAUCGGUGAGAAACGACGGGCAGGAUUCUUCGUUGUACGAUGAAGCCUUGGAAUCCCAAAAACCCAGGUUAAUAUCGCUCCAAAACACCGAUCCGAAAGACGUAAACACCAAUCAGUUGCUACAAACGUUCCAAGAAAACAUUUCCUCGUCCACCGUAACGGAAGACGAGGAUUACCUAGCGCACAGAAUGGGAAAUCGACAGUUGUCUACCAGAAGUAGAAUACCAUUCCCGUUGCCCGACUCCAACGAGUUAGAAUUCAACGCGGACUCUUGCCUGCAACUUCUACCCAAAGACAUAUCGCAAAACAGCCUCUGUAGCAGCAUACAAACGCCUCUAACCGAAACCACGGACGACACAAUUUCCCCGGACGAGUGUUGCAACAAUUUCUUCCAAGAGAAACCCUGCGAACCGUCGCCCAAACACCGGACCUUCGCCGGCCCUUCGGCGGGCCACUAUCUGGCGCCCGACGCCCAGUACGAGUUCGUCCCCAACCAGGAGGCCUACCGGCAGGGCUCCAGCAACCUCACCAACACGAUAUCCGGCCUGAACUACGACCAGAACUACUACAAUCAGAGCAAGUCGGGCUUCGGCCGGAGCUGUGCCCCGCCGAAGACGCUGAACUUGAACCAAUCGGCCAGGCGGAACCUGGGCUCGAACAUAUCGGCGCUGAUUCAGAACCUCGGCGGCAACGCGGUGGGGCUGCUCUACGAGGAGGCCAACGCCGACGACGAGGUGCAGGGCCAGGCGUGCCACAGCGACGGCACGAUGGACUCCGGCUGGCAGAGCGGGUCCGAGAAAAUCGAGAACCGGGGCCAGGAGGUCGACGAGGCGAAUCAGAAGCCGGUUAACGUUUGAAUAAUAUCGGUUAAAUGAACGGGGAUGUUGAAGUGUAGUGGUGAUAAAUCUUUCGAGCAUAUUCGGGAUUGCUCGAAGUUUUUAUAAGAAGGAUAAGAAGUAUCUUCUUGUGUCUUGUAUAAUAGACAAAAAUUAGGAUUGUCUGAGUUUCUACACAAGAUUCUAAUUUGAAUAUAUUUUGCAGAUUACUCACAAUCAGUAUAUUAAAUUGUUUGCAUAAUAGGUACACUUAAAAAGAGAAUCCACCCAAGUUCGUUUCGCAUGAAUCGUAAAGUUUAUUUUGCCAUUAAAUUUUGAACUCUAGUGAGAUGUGUUAACUUGAGUUAACUGUUAGUAAAAAAAUAGCGACAGUACAAUUUACUCUUUGUACAACUAUUCAAAAUUUACGGUUGCGAUAAUUUCCAUUAAUUUUGAAUUUUGUAUUUAUCUUGAGUGGAAUAGUUAAUACACAUAGUUAAUUAAAAAUGGAACUAUUAUAGAAAUGUGUGAUUACUGUAUAAUUUUAUUAAAUUCGUUAGAGUAACAUUGUGCUACUUAUAAAAAAUCUAUUUACAUAAAUACGCCUCUGAAUUGCCGUUGAAUGCUAAAAUUUUGUAUUAUUAUUGUUAGAAUUUUUUGUAAUAA
This is a messenger RNA of Phyllotreta striolata, 5100 nucleotides long. NCBI's taxonomy places the organism in Eukaryota, Metazoa, Arthropoda, Insecta, Coleoptera, Chrysomelidae. The record is from the annotation of a GenBank genome assembly.